This is a messenger RNA of Apus apus (common swift), 729 nucleotides long. RefSeq lists its product as uncharacterized. The record is from RefSeq and is a predicted model, not a curated record. Gene Ontology annotation, biological process: positive regulation of GTPase activity; immune response; monocyte chemotaxis. Gene Ontology annotation, cellular component: extracellular region. NCBI's taxonomy places the organism in Eukaryota, Metazoa, Chordata, Aves, Apodiformes, Apodidae. The transcript has 6 exons. Bases 1 to 729 code for a protein of 242 amino acids. Gene Ontology annotation, molecular function: chemokine activity; CCR chemokine receptor binding.
AUGGAUUUCCAGAGCUCAGACACUGGCCUGGGGCUGUGCCUGCUGCAGAGACCCCCCAGCCGGGACCCCGUGCACCGGCUGGGUGCUCUCAGCAGCGGGGGCACCCAGGUCCUCACUCAACCUGGGACAGGCCAGUGGGGACCUGGACCCAGAUGGGAGCCCAACCAUGGCCCCAAGGGGCAGGAGGCAGUUGCUAGCAGCAGUGAGAUCCCCUUCACCACCCGCUUCACAGUCCCCCUGCUCUCAGCAUUCCACAUGGCACCUACCAGGGCUGAAGCAGGCUGCUCAAGGGACAUCAUUGCAGGUGGCACUAUCAUGGUGGCAGCAGGAAGCAUCAGCAGCAGAGAGCAGGGAAGCUGUGCAGAGCUCACCUCUCCUGUCUGGAACACCGUCGCCUCCAGCCCAUCCUCUGCCAGACUGAGCAGCAAAAUGCAGCAGCUUCAUCUUCUCUGCCUCAUUCUGCUGGUGCUGGGAUGUGUCCUGGAUGUGCACGGUGGGAACAACGUCCUCGACUGUUGCCUGCGGACGAGGGAGACGCCCAUCCCGCGGAGGAUAGUGCAGGAUUACCGGGUCCAGCUGGUGGAGGAUGGCUGCAACACCCCAGCUGCGGUGUUCAUCACCACAAAGGGCAAGCGCCUCUGUGCCCCCCUCCAAGCCCCGUGGGUCAUUCGCCUCAUAGAGAAGCUGGACACCAGCUCUGCCCGGAAGGCCAAGCCCCAGGGCAAGUAG